Molecule: messenger RNA, 1460 nt
Organism: Epinephelus lanceolatus (giant grouper)
Lineage: Eukaryota; Metazoa; Chordata; Actinopteri; Perciformes; Serranidae
Source: RefSeq, a predicted model, not a curated record
AUGAGAGAGGAGGAACUGUGGAGCAGUCAGGAGGGAGAGCAGCUUCAAGGGCUGGAGGAGGCUGAUAUCACCAAGUUCACAUUCACUCCUGUCCCUGUGAAGAGUGAAGAUGAUGAAGAGAAACCUCAGUCUGAGGGACACCACUGUGGAGGACCAGGACCAGACAGAAACUCAGGUCCAGACUUAGAACCAGAUACUAAGGACAAUUUUCUGGACUUUUCUGAGACUCGAGUCAGUGUUGACGACUGGACGGAGACCAGAGAACUUCAGUCAGGUUUAAACUCUCUGAGAAUCGAUGAAGUUCCUUUCAGUGAUUCUAGAUGUAGUGUUCGUGAGAAACCGUUCAGCUGCUCUGAGUGUGGGAGAAGAUUCGGCUUCAAGGGUAAUCUGAAGGAGCACAUGAGGAGCCACACGGGAGAGAAACCAUUCAGCUGCUCAGUGUGCGGGAAAAGAUUUGGCCUCAAGACCCAUCUGAGGGUACACAUGAGAACUCACACAGAAGAGAAUCCUGCCAGCUGCUCAGUCUGGAUGACAAAGAACGACUAGUUUCAUCUUACCUGCACCACUGGAAUACAACACAGCACAGACUGCAUCGCAGUGGACUCUUCUACACCAGCUUCAUCCACAACGGAUGAUUGCUGACUAACAAAGCAACAUGCCAAAGCAGCAGCUCUCCAUCCUCUUUUCAUGGACUGGUAACGUAACAACGGGACAGACUGUUUCACUUCUGUCAAUGUAUCGAGUUCAUGUUUAACAAGUUUAUUGUUGUGAUCUCUUUGUUGUCAGGUUAUUGGGUAGUUGGCUUCUCCAAAGCUAAGUUGAUGUUAUUUUGCUAAUGCAUCACACAGACCCAGGGUCCUCCAUGUAAAUUAACACCCGUUUUACUGACCAGGCACUUUAAUGCAACACACAGCAGACCAAGUACACCUGCGCUCUACUUUGGCUUUGAAACACUAUUACACACAGAGUGGCAACUCAAAGUUCCCACUUCAUGCAUUUGUUUGGAUCGACCACAUGUGCUCAGAAAACCUGUCUCAGUGGCCAUCUUUGAUUUUGCCAUCUUGUUGUUUUCUGUUUUCAGCCAUUUUGUUUCAGCCCACUGGUGAUUCUCAAAGUCAAGGAUGCUUGCUUGGUAGGACGAGCCUGGAACAGGCUAGUGAGUGCCCAGGUGUUCUUCAGUGAAGAUGCCCCGCCUUCAAUUCUGGCAAAUUGAGUGCAAAGAAUCGUGGAUACUUCAAGCCUGCCGAGGAAACAAAUUUGUAUCCUUGAAAACUCUUUGAAGGAAGGACUCAGUCCUCAGUGGAAUUCGAAGGAUUCUUGACAUUGGAACAGUCCUUAGGCAAGAUUUGAUGACGCAGCCUCCUUGAAAUUCAGCCGUUCAAGGAUCCUUCCUUGACUUUGAGAAGCACCUAGUAUGUUGCUACGUUAGCAAGCAUUUGUUACAUUGUGAAUAAAUACUU